CUCUGGUUGACGAACAUAGAAGAAUCACCAGAAAGAAGCAUCGGUUGGUAGCCAUGGACUCACCAUCGCGUGAUUUGCGCAUGCGCGGCAGCCCCGUCUCUCGCGAAGCGGCCAGCUGCGCGCCAGACAAGGUGGUCAAAGUGGCCGCAACUUCCACACGGCGUUUGAUGAAGAUCAGCAGCCUGACUCUUUUCGCAACCAUUUUCUUGUUCGCCCUUCUUGGAGUGGCCAUCCCGAAUCAUCGAAGAUGAAGGGAUCCACCGGAACAUCCUCGCAGCCAUGUUCCUCACUGGGAUCACUCUAGUGGCCCUCGAGGAUGUGGUGCGACUAGACAAGUCUGCCAUCAUGCUGAUUCUGGCAUCAGUGAUGUGGACCUACCACGCAGCGUCCAAACAUCCGACCAAAUCUCACGAGGGUCAUGAGCACCUCUCGAACGAGCUUGGAAAGGGUUUGGUGGACGUGGGCAGUGUGAUCCUCUUCCUGCUUCCAGCCAUGGCCUUGGUGGAAUCCGUUGAUCACAUGGGUGGCUUCGCAGGGAUCACCAACUACCUAGUGAAACGCACCCGGGACAAGCCCGGCCGUUUGAUGCCCAUGAUUUGCUUCUUAGCCUUUUUCCUCAGCUCUCUCAUCGAUAACUUGACUGCCACCAUCGUUUGCGUGAAAAUCCUGCAACGCGUGGUUCCUCACAGGCAGCAGUGGCGCCACUCCUGUGGGGGGCUGGUGGUGGUCAGCGCCAAUGCAGGGGGCGCUUGGAGCCCCAUCGGCGAUGUGACCACCACAAUGCUUUGGAUCCAGCACAAGGUGAGCACCAUCGGCAUCGUCCAGUGGCUCUUCCUGCCCUCCUUCGUCGCCGCAGUGAUCCCACUCUUUGGCAUUUGGUGGCAAGCCAGCCGGGAUUGCAACAGCCAGGAGUCCGAGCAGAAGUCGGAAGAAGCCAUGCUCCCAACCACUCGAGCGACCUCGGUGGUUUUGGGCGUUGGCAUCACAUGCAUCCUGGCAGUGCCACUAGUAAAAAUGGUCACCGGAUUGCCGCCAUAUUUGGGAAUGAUGAUGGCCUUGGGCAUUUUCUGGCUGGUCACAGAAAUAGCAGGACUGCAUGAGGAUGGCGAACAUGGAAAGACUGGUGUCCCAGCAGCCCUGCACAAGGUGGAUUUGAGCAGUCUCCUGUUCUUCAUCGGUGUCUUGAUGGCAGUGUCCACGCUGGAAUCUGCCGGGGUAUUGUCCCGCUAUGCACUCUUCAUGCAGCGGGUUUGCCCCGAGCCCACGAAGCUGGCAGCAAUCUUAGGGGUUUCUUCUGCGGUCGUGGACAACGUCCCCUUGGUGCAGGCCUCCAUCGAGAUGUUCGAGGAACCGAUGGAUGCGCCUCUAUGGCAGUUGGUCGCCCUUGCAGCCGGCACUGGUGGCUCAAUGCUGGCCGUUGGCAGUGUGGCAGGUGUUACGCUGAUGGGAUUGGAGGGCGUGGGGUUCCUGUGGUACACAAAGAAGAUCAGCUUGUGGGCUUUGCUAGGCUUUGGCCUGGCUCUGGGGACGUAUCAGCUGCAGAGCCUGUUCAUGUAGAAGUCCUCCAGAAGUUCUGAGCCUGAGAUAUAACUUGACUCCUGAAACGUUGGAUCCGCAGGUUGCGCUAGGUCAAACGCCUAAACGGCCUAAAGACGUUGGCCGACAUCCACAUCAUGGGACACCGGCAAAACCGUAGAUUUUUCUGGGGAGGGGCCACAAAAGCUUGGACAUGUCAGACAUCCCCAGAAAUCUGGGAACUGAACUUUUUCAGACCGAGCCCGUGGAAAGAUGAUGCUUUAGGAGGUCCAGUCAGCAACAGCUGUGGACAAGACGAUGGGAAACAAUGACUUUUCCCAGCCGUCCGCUGGUUUUCUUGAUUCCAAGCACCUUUUCUUGGGGUUCAGUGAAAACUGUGAGCCUUUGGUGCUUCUCUGUGUGAGCAUGGGGCUGCAUUGCCUAGGCUCACGCACCUGUGUCUUGAAUGAUGUUCUCGUGAGACAGCAAUUGUUGGAUAUUAUUGGGAUUUGUUUGGUGCAUGGGCAUUUUGAUGCCAGAGAUGAUUCCGGGCAUCCUGUACAGCCGGAAGUUGGCAGUUUCCUGUGCCGAAAGGUGCUUGCUAAGCCAAUCCCCUUUCCACGGCCCAGCCAAUCGCCGAAAAAAUGCAGCCCACGAAGUGGCG
This is a messenger RNA of Durusdinium trenchii, 2179 nucleotides long. NCBI's taxonomy places the organism in Eukaryota, Dinophyceae, Suessiales, Symbiodiniaceae. The record is from the annotation of a GenBank genome assembly.